Poeciliopsis prolifica (blackstripe livebearer) is the source of this 1183-nucleotide messenger RNA. RefSeq names its product NHP2-like protein 1. The transcript has 3 exons. Gene Ontology annotation, biological process: mRNA splicing, via spliceosome; ribosome biogenesis; maturation of SSU-rRNA. Gene Ontology annotation, molecular function: RNA binding. The record is from RefSeq and is a predicted model, not a curated record. Lineage: Eukaryota; Metazoa; Chordata; Actinopteri; Cyprinodontiformes; Poeciliidae. Gene Ontology annotation, cellular component: precatalytic spliceosome; nucleolus; small-subunit processome. Bases 210 to 596 code for a protein of 128 amino acids.
GCGCAUGCCUGGUACUUUUCGCACGUGUGGUGAACGUUCAGACUGACUGCAUGCAGCAGAGCUUACAGAGUUAGAGACGCUGUUAAAUAUUAGGUAAAAGAAACUUAUCCUGCGGUUUUUUUUCUGCUUUCUCAGAGCUAAGAGAGAAACAAGGAGUCCUCCGUGAAGCACUUCGCCGAGAGGGCCGGAAAACUUGGACAUAUAUUGCAAUGACUGAACCACAAGUGAACCCGAAGGCCUACCCGCUGGCCGACGCUACUCUGACCAAAACCAUCCUGGACCUGGUGCAGCAAGCGUCCAACUACAAACAGCUGAGGAAGGGAGCCAAUGAGGCCACUAAAACCUUGAACAGAGGCAUCGCCGAGUUCAUCGUCAUGGCAGCCGACGCCGAGCCGCUGGAGAUCAUCCUCCACCUGCCGCUGCUGUGCGAGGACAAGAACGUGCCGUACGUGUUUGUGCGCUCCAAACAGGCGCUGGGCCGGGCCUGCGGCGUGUCCCGGCCCGUCAUUGCUACCUCGGUCACCAUAAAGGAGGGCUCCCAGCUCAAGCCCCAGAUUCAGUCGGUUCAGAUGGCCAUCGAGAGACUGCUGGUGUGAUCUGACAGCAGCUCUGCUGGUUGAUGGGUCCAUCCACUCUGUCCUUAUGUUGGAUUAUUUAAACAUUUGGCAUUUUUUAAACGUAUUGCAUGAUUUUUUUGUUUUGUUUUGUUUUUAUUUGUAGGACCAUCAUCUGUAUCUUAAUAAAUUUUAUUUUAUUUUUUACAACUUGUUUAAAAAUUUUUUAAUUGAAAUGUCAGCCUAACUAAAAAUGUUGCUUUCAUAAAUCAAAAGUACUUUCCCAUGCUAGUGAGUACGGCAGACUAUUAAGGCCAUUGCAGAUGUAAUAUAUUUUUGCUGAAAAACUCCAAAAAGAUUUUGGAUUAAUCUCAGAAUUUUUCUGCAAAAAACUUGGAAAUUUCAAAGUUGGAAAAUGUCAAACGUUUUGAAACUCCGAAUUUUUUUCUUCUGAGACGAAUCUCAAAAUUUCAGAGUUGCAGCGACCCUCAUUCUGUUGUAGACAGGCAAUAGAAACAAAGUGUUUAUGAAUGUUUCUUUUACACUUGUUAAUGAUGACAUGAGUUGAAAUUAAUAUGUAAUGUGAAAAUCAAAUCAUCUUUCACAUUAAAUGUUGAAAUUGGAUUACA